Notolabrus celidotus (New Zealand spotty) is the source of this 1862-nucleotide messenger RNA. RefSeq names its product zinc finger, RAN-binding domain containing 2 (gene zranb2). NCBI's taxonomy places the organism in Eukaryota, Metazoa, Chordata, Actinopteri, Labriformes, Labridae. Bases 73 to 1083 code for a protein of 336 amino acids. Gene Ontology annotation, biological process: RNA processing. The transcript is spliced from 10 exons. Gene Ontology annotation, molecular function: lipopolysaccharide binding; RNA binding. The record is from RefSeq and is a predicted model, not a curated record.
CCAGAUGCACCUGAAGGCAGCAGCACAGAGAGGAGGACACUGGGAGCUACGCACCCAGCUAACAGCAGCUGAAUGGACACCGAUCACUCCCUGCCUGUGGGCAAUUCAAGCACCAAAAUGUCGGGGAAGAGUUUCCGAGUCAGCGACGGGGACUGGAUUUGUCCUGAUAAAAAGUGUGGAAAUGUGAACUUUGCUAGAAGAACUAGUUGUAACAGAUGUGGGCGAGAGAAAACCACAGAGGCAAAGAUGAUGAAAGCUGGAGGAACAGAGAUUGGAAAAACUCUAGCUGAGAAAAGUAGAGGCCUCUUCAGUGCCAAUGAUUGGCAGUGUAAAACAUGUGGUAAUGUGAAUUGGGCACGAAGGUCAGAGUGCAACAUGUGUAACACACCAAAAUAUGCCAAGCUUGAAGAGAGAACAGGUUAUGGUGGUGGUUUCAAUGAAAGGGAGAACGUAGAAUACAUUGAACGGGAGGAAUCUGAUGGGGAAUAUGAUGAAUUUGGAAGAAAAAAGAAGAAGUAUCGUGGGAAGAAGAACAGCACAUCCUCCUCAAAAGAACCUGAGAAGAAAGAAGUACCAAAAGCUGAAAAGGAUCAGGAGGAGGACGAGGAGGAAGAUGAAGAGGAGGAAGAUGGUGACCUUUCCAAAUACAAACUGGAUGAUGAUGAUGAAGACGACGAUGGAGACCUGUCAAAGUAUGAUCUGGAUGCCAGUGAGGAUGAAGAUGCACCGGCGAAGAAAAAGGGCAGCCGUUCGGGUUCGUCACGUUCCCGCUCAUCGUCACGCUCCUCCAGCUCCAGUUCUCGGUCGAGGUCCAGGUCCCGCUCUAGAAGCUCAUCCAGCUCCAGAUCUGGAUCUCGCUCAAGGUCCCAUUCCAGAUCCAGCUCCAGGUCUGGCAAGGGCUCCUCUCCCCGGAAGAGGUCCCGCUCGCCUUCCUCCUCACCUGAGAGGGGAGAGAAACGCAGUCGCUCCAGGUCCUCAUCUGGAGAGAGAAAGAGGAGGCGCUCUAGAUCCCGUUCGUCCGAAAGGCGCCGCGGACAGUCCUCUGGAUCCUCCCAUUCUGGCUCCAGUUCAAAAAAGAAAUAACCGUGUUACGGCCUUUAAAACAAGAAAAGGAACCUUAGUAAAAGUGCAUGUUGUGUUUCAAGGAAAACAACCUCAAUCUUUCAGUAUAGUGUUCAACUCCAUAAAAAAAGUCUUAGUUCCCACAAAAGAUGACAGUGGCUACAUUGCCCAUUACUCACCGUUACUUGCUCCCAUUUAAAACCACAAACACCCAAUCCUUUACAAGUGUCUUUAACUACAGGUGUACAUAAACAUACAUGUUUGAUCCUGUAAUAUCAGAUGUACUGAGCAGAGGCUGUAUCCCAAUUUAAACCCUCUUGCUGAUAUCUUCAUGGCAGGAUGUUCUACUCGUCUGACAGGAAUGAGUGAGAAACGACAGAAUUGUUUCUUCAAUAAAUGCUUCAUUUUUUUUUAAACAAACGGCAAAAGUGCAAAGGCACCACUUAGUACCAGAAGUGUAGCAGUGGAAUUUGGCCUAUUUUUAUUGUCUUGAUAAAUCUAACUUUUUUUGUCUGUUUUUUUCAAGGUAAGUAUUUUACUUUUGAUAUUGCUUGUUUUAAGUAAUCACCAGUUAGUUCAACAUUUUGUCUUAAGGCUCAAUUCCUUUUCUUUAUGCAGUUGUCACCUUCUUCACCAAACAAAUCAAGUACCUUUUUUGAACAGUUGAUGAAUUCACUAAAUUGGAGACUUUAGUGCUCCACAUUAGGUUAUAGAAAAUUAACAUACAGUAUGUCUAGAUCUAUGGUAGAACGAGAUAAACAACCGAAAUGUACAAUGUAAAUAAAAUCCUGUCAACAUUG